GCCUGUGAAUCUGUGCAUGUUCCGUGUUUUGGCCGCCAUUAUCAUUUUAUGUGAAAAUCGCUUUUAUCAUCGUGCUAUACGCUUGAUCUUCUUGUGUUUUUCAGACUAUCAUUAAAUUAUGGUGAGACAAAAGUGUUUUUUGUGUAAGGUUGAGGCUGGGAAAGCAGGCAGUGAAGGGAUAUCUUUUCACAGACUACCCGCAAAUGAAAAGCAGAGAGAGAAAUGGAUAUCUUUCUUGGAACUUACCGAGAUAAAACCUGCAGCUUUGAUUGACUGGAAAUGUAAAACUAAAGCUAAGGCAUCAAAAAUCAAACAAGAAAUUGUGAAAACUGGUGAAGGACCAGCAAAUUAUGUACCUCUCUCUGAUGCAGAAAAGCGGCUCCUCAGCCUUAUGGGAACAAAGUCUGUUCAAGGAGAUGAUGUAUGUGAAAUGGGCUUUCUACAGGUGAGUACUUCAUAAUGCUACAUUAAAAUGAUAACAUCAAAACAUUACCUGAUCACAAUUAUACUCUAACUAAUACAAAAACUCCCUCAAGAAAACAUCAAAGAACACCAUAUCAGAGAACUUGCCAAAGAAAUUCAAACUGAUUAACAACAAUUACUGAAGAAUCACUCCAGGUCCUCAAAAAAAUAGAAAGUAAUACCCAAAGUAUUGCAGAGUCAUUGAAAAUACUUGCUGCUGUUGCACAAACAGCAUUUUCAAAAGAUAGUUGAGUAUAUUUUUAUUGGUUGACUUGCUUUCACUACAUUUUUGUAAUAUCAAACUAGGCCAUAUAAUCCU
Acanthoscelides obtectus is the source of this 781-nucleotide messenger RNA. NCBI's taxonomy places the organism in Eukaryota, Metazoa, Arthropoda, Insecta, Coleoptera, Chrysomelidae. The record is from the annotation of a GenBank genome assembly.